AUGGAUAAUUAAGUAGAAGAAUUAAUUUCUAUUCAUAAUGAUCACUAAAAUCACUAAACUGAAGUAAUUAACGAAAAUUAAGUUGAAAUUAAUAGUAUUAUGUAGGAUUAAAAUAAUGGAUAAGAUGAAGAAUCGAAGGCACAUUAAAAUCAAGGGGAUCAAAUUGUUAAGAAUGUAAAUAUAAAUAAUGAAUAAUUGGAAUAAUUACAAUAAAAUUUCAUGAAUGCAAAACAUGAACUUGAAGAGUAGAUUAAAAAAUAUACUUCAUUAGAAUUUUAAUUUAGUGAUUUACAAUCUUCUUAAUAACAAUAAAUCCAAUAAUUAGAAAAUGAAUUUAAUCAUAAAAAUGAAGAGAAUUAAAGAAAAAUAAAAGAGUAUUAAAAUAAAUUAGAUAAUAUACAAAUGGAAUAAGAUAAAUUAUAGAUUUCUUUGAAAAAAUCAGAAUAAAAAUAUAAUUAACUUUAAGAGAUUUAAGUAGAAUAGAAUAAUUAACAUAGAAUAGAUAUAGAGUCAUUAAUAGAAAGAUUAUAGAAAUCAGAAUCAUCUAAAGAUAAAUUAUAAUAAGAAUUAUAGAAGCAUUAAAAUAAUUUAGAUUUGAUUACCAAAUAAAAAAAAGAAAUAGAUUCUUAUAAAAUAUAAAUGUCAGAAUAAAAUAAUUUAAUUGAUAUAAUUAAAUAAGAUAAUAAAAUUAUUGUAUAGAAUUUAGCUGAAUAAUUGAAAAAAGAAUAAUAAAAAACACAUGAUGUAAAUAAUGAAAAAGUAAAACUAGAAUAAUCAAUUUAAAGAUAAUUAAAUGAAAAGAAUGAAUAAAUUAAAAAGAUAUAAAAUGAAAUUCAUUAAUUAAAUCAAUAAUUAUCUUCUUCAGAAUCAAAAAGUCAAAAAACUAUCAAAUUAUUAGAAGAUUAAAUAGAAAAAGCAAAUAUUGAAAUUAAAGAUUUAAAAUAAAAAUCUUAAUAGAUUAAUAACAUUAAUGAACAAUAAAAAAUGAAAUUAAAAUAAUAAGAAGAGAUUAUUACAUAAAUAAUUGAUGAAAAUACUUUAUUUAAAAAAUAAAUUGAAGAUUAAUAAAAACAAAUAAUUAAACUUAAAGAAUAAUGUUAAAAGGAAUAAGAAUAAAAAUUACAUUUUGAUAAAAAAUGCUUAAAUUUAUUAGAAGAGAAAGAUAAUGCAGAAUUGAAAAUAAAUUAAUUAGAAUCUAAAAUAAUAGAAUAAUAGAAUAUUUAUAAAUCAUUUGAAAACAAUUCACUUUAAGAUUAAGAAAAUUUUUAAAAUACUAUUAAAUCUUUAAAAUAAAAAUUAAUAGAUGAAAAAUAAAUUUCAGAAGAUAAAAUUUAAGAAUUGAAUAAUUAAAUAUAGUAACAAAACUAAAAUAAUUAAAUUAUUACUAAAUCAUAGUAAGAAUAAAAUAUUUAAAUUGAAAAUCUCAAUAUAUAAAUUGCAGAUUAUGAAAAAUAAAUUAAUUAAAAUUCACAAAAGAUUUAAGAUUUAGAUUAAUAGAUUUAAAAUUUAUAAAUAAUAAAUUAAACAUAAAUAGAAUAAAUUGAAAAGUGUAAUUAAGAGAUGCAUCAAUAUAAUUAAAAGUUAAUAUUAGAAAUCAAUACACAGGAACAAUUAACAUAGUAAUUAAAUUAAUAUGAAGACAUAAUUUAAGAAUUGAAAAAAGAAAAUUAAGAAUUCUUAGUAUAAAUUGAUAAACUUAAAGAAAGUAGUAAUGUAGAAAAAACUUAAAUCUAAUAGGAAUUAUCUAAUAAAUAAGAAGAAAUAACAAACUCUAAAGAAUAAAUAAAAAUAGAAUUAAAAGAAAAAGAUGAAAUUAUAAUUAAUUUACAAUAGAAUAUUGAAUAAUUAUAAUAAAGUGCUUCAUAAUUAUAGGAAGAAAACAAUAAUUACAAUUUAAAAUUAUAAUAAUAAUAAGAAAAAUUAUAAGAAUUUACUAAUAAUGUUGAAAUAUUAACAUAAUAAAUAAGUGAAAAAGAUAAUAAUAUUAGAUAACUUGAAGAUAUUAAAUAAUCCUUUUAAUCUUAAUUAGUGUUAUGGACAGAAACUAUAAAUUUAAAGGUUAAUGAUUUAGAAUAAUUAUCUUAAAAAAAUGAUUAAAAUACUAAAGUAUUGAUGUAAGAAAUAUCAGCAUUAACUAAUAAAACAAAAGAUUAAGAAUGUAGUUCUGAAAUUGAAAUAAGUUCUCAAAAUGAAAGUCAAAAGGAUAAAAAAAUAGAAUAGCUUUAAUAAGAACUUUUAGAUUUAAAAUAAAAAUUGGAAAGUAAUACAUAAAUAUUUGAAACUAAAUAUUCUUCAUUAAGAGAAGAACAAUCUAAAUAGUAUGAGGAAACACUUCAAAAUAAUUUAAAUAUAUAAAAAUAAUAAUUAAUAAAUUAAUAUGAUCAAUAGAUUUGUGAACUUUAAAAGGAGAUUCAAAUAUAAAAAUAAUAGUUAUUAGAUUAUGAAUAAGAAUAACAAUAAUUUAAGGAUUAACAGAAACUUAUAAUGGAAUAAUACAUAAAAGAAAUUGAAGAUUUAACAUAGAUAGUCUAAAAUUAAGAAUUAUAGAAAUCAAAUCUAAUUAAAGAUUUGGAAUUGAUAAAAUUAUAAUUAUAAGAAAUGGAAAAUUUAAAGGAAGAGAAUUUAAAUUUAUAAAACAUUAUAAAAACAGAAUAAGAACAAAAAAAUAUUAUUGUUUAACAAUUUUAAUAAGAAAUUGAUAUUUAAAAAUCUUAAAUUUUAGAAGAAUAAAAAAAUAAUGAAAUUAAUUUAGACAAAAAUAAUUAGUUGUAGUAAUAAAUCUAAGAGUUAAUAGCAAAUAAAGAAAAAAUUAAUGAUGAUCUAGAAUUAAUGUAAGUAAGUUUGAAGUAAGAAUAAGAAAAAGAACUUAAACUAUUAAAUGAAUUCAAUGCUUAGAGUAUAAUAUUAGAAUAAUCUUAAUUAAAUCUUGAUGCCAAAAUUUAAUAAAUGAAAGAAUUAGAAUAAUAAUAUUAAUCUGAAAUUCAAUAGUAAAAAGAUUAAAUUAUUGUUUUAAAUAAUUAAAUAUUAGAAUUAGAAUAACAAAUAGUUUUACUUAAAAAUUCUCAUUUGAUUGAAUUAGAAUCAAAUUCUAAUAAUUUAUAGAUGAAAAUAAGUCAGGAGAACUAAAAUAGUUUAAUAUAAUUACGUAAUGAAUUUGAAAUAGCAGUAUAAACAUUUUAAUAAUAAAAACAAAUAAUGCAAUAAGAAAUUGAUACAUUAUAGUUGUAGAUUGAAUAAAUAGAACUUAAGAAUUUAGAAUAAAAUUAAUAAUAAUAAGAAUAAUUUGAGAAAAAGUCUAAAGAAUAAUAACAAGAAGUGGAUUUAUUAAAGAAAUAAAGAUAGGAAUAAGAUGAAAUGAUAUAAUAAUUAUAAAAGUCUUAAUUUUAAUUAAAAGAAAGAGAAGCUUAAUUAGAUUAAUUAAAUAUUUAAUUAUCUUCAUAUUAAGAAGAACUAUAUCAAAUGGAAUAGAAAUAUGAAAAUAAAUUAUUAUCAUAAAAACAAAAGCAUGAAUCAUAAAUAGAUGACUUGCAUAGAUUAAUUUAAGAACUAAAGUAACAAUUAGAUACUGUUGAAAGUGAAGGAAGAAUGAUGUAAAAUAGUUUAAAUGAAAUGGAAGUAUUGGAUUUUAAAUGUAAAGAAUUAAAAACUGAAAAUUAAGAGCUUUAAUUAAAAAUAUAAGAACUCUAAAAUUUAUUAGAUUCACAGAAAUCAGAUAUUUAAAAUAAUAAUUAGAAUAAUGAAUAAAAGGAUGAAAUAAAAGAGUUGAAUUCUUAAAUUUAGAAAUAUUAAUAAGAAAAUUUGGAAAUUUAACAAUAGUUUAUUUAAGAAAGAGAAUAAUCAAAUACUUUAAUAGUAGAAUUUAAAGGAGAAAUUUAAGAAUAAAAGAAAUUAAUUAUACAAUAUUAAGCAUAAAUAUAAUCAUUAACUUAAUAAUAAUAAUAGAGUAAAUAAAGUUAGGAUUCCACUAAUUUAAUUAAUUUUAAUCCAUAUUUAUAAAAUCAUUCUUAUUAAUAAGCUUAAUCAAGUGAUAAAUCAAAUAAUAUACCUUAAAAAGAAUAUUAAAUAUUAGAGAAAAAGUCAAAAGAAUAAUAAAAUUAAAUUAAAUAAUUAUAAAAUGAACUUAAUGCUUUGAAGUAACAAUAAGAAGAGUAAGCAAGAGUAUAAAAUUAAAAGUCAUCAAGAAAUUCUACUUCUAUGGAGACAAUAGUUGAAAAAUGUGCAGCUCUUUAAUAAAUAAUUGAUGAAUAAAGUAUAAUAAAUUCAAAAUUGAAUGUUGAGAUUGGUCUUUUUAAAUAAUAAAAUGAAUAAUUAAAAGAAGACAUAAGGUUAUGUCAUCAAGAACUUAAGGAACUAAGAGUAAUUUCAGAAGAUAAAUUUAGAUUGGAAAGUGAACUAUAAUAGGCACUUGCAGUAAUAGCAGAGCAUCAAAAUAAAAAAAAUAUAUUUAAUCAAAAUAAUUAAUUAACCUAAGAGUUAUAAGAGAGAAAUCAAAAAUAAUCUGAAGAAUUAGAAAGUUUAAAAAAGUAAUUGAAAUAAUUUGAGAAAUAGAAAUAAAAGGUAAUUUUAAUUAAAAUUAUUAGAUUUAAGAAAAAUUGAAUGAAACAGUGGAAGAAUUGGAAAAAUUGAAGAAGUAAUUAGAAAUAUCUUAAUAAGAAUAAGAUAAAAAAAAUACAAAAAUAAUUGAAUUAGAAAGGUUACUUUAAUCAUAAUUGUAAGAUUUUUAAAUUUUGGAAUCUUAAUAUAAUGAAUCAAUUAAGAAUAGUGGAAUUUUUGAAAAAUAAUUAGAGGAUUUGAAUAUAAAAAGUGCAAGAGAAAUAGAAGAGUUAAAUAAAGAUAAUCAAUAAAAAUAAUAAAGAAUAUCAUAGAUGUAAGUGGAAAUAUAGAGUUUAAUAAGGGAUGUUCAUGCUUUAAAGGAUUUUUAGGCUAGAUAGAAAUAAGUUUCUGAUGCUCCAUUAACAAAAAAAGAUAAAAUUGUUGUAGAAUCUUUGGCAAAUAGAAUAUAAGAAUUAGAAAUGUAGAAUAAAACAAUAAAGGAUCAAUUUUCAGGGAAAAUAAUUAAAUUAACAAAUGAAUUAGAAGAAAAAAUUUCAUACAUUCAACUUUUAGCAUAUCAUCUUAGUAAAGCAUAUCCAAAUUUAACUGAAGCUGAUUUGUAAAUAUUAUAAUAAUAAUUAUAUAUAGGAUAGAAAAAGAGGAUAUUAAAUUAAUCCAAUAAAUCAAGAAGAAAUAAAAUAUUUAAGAAAUAAUAGAAGUAUAUAUAUUAUAAAUUAUGAUAGAAAACAAUGAUUGAAAAUUUACAGUUAAGAGAGUAGAUUAAAUUAUUAGGAGCUGAAUUAAAUAAGAAAAAAUGA
Messenger RNA from Paramecium pentaurelia, 5351 nucleotides. NCBI's taxonomy places the organism in Eukaryota, Ciliophora, Oligohymenophorea, Peniculida, Parameciidae. The record is from the annotation of a GenBank genome assembly.